UAUAAUUUAAACAUACCUAAGUACAUAUGUAUGUAAGUUCUAAAAAAUUCUGUAUCAUUUGUUGACGAUCUUAAAUAACUACCUUAACGUUGCUGUAAUUACUGUACCUUUGCCAGCCCUUAUUAUGUCGUCACCCUAACAUAUCAACACAAUUGUUACUACUUUGUCCACGCACAAUUGCAUGUUAUCGCAUCACCAAUUAUAUGCCAUUGGACAAGACUGCAGCCCAGAACCAAAAGUGACACGAGACCAACAUCAUGUGGUCAAAAAUAUACGUCCUCUCCUCACUUUUAAUAGGUACAUUGGCAGAUAUGCCAUUUACCAUAACCAAGUUAAGCGAAGGAGUCAAAAGUACGGGAUAUAAAAUCGUUUAUGGUGACGAAGAUUUAACAGUGAUCAAUGAUGUUGUUAAUGAAUUAGAAAAGGUUGAUGUUUUGAAAAAUAAGGUUGAUUUAAAUGAAGCGUUACCGCCGCUCCAUCCGGAAGAUGUGAAAUGUCUGAUGUCUGUUGACAGAUAUUGUUCUAAAGAUAUGGGGCAAAUAAAAGCGGUGAUAAUUCAAGCAGUAAAAGAAGACUGUAAACAUUGUACAAUUGAUGAAAAAGAAAAGGCUGGAAAAGUGAUAGCCUCUGUAAUGGCUCACGAUCCCAUAGCAUGGAAGCUGUUUCUAACGAGAUCUACUCUAAUCGGCAAGUCUAAAAAAUCAUCAAAAGAAAAAAUGCCCAAAAUAAAAGCUAUAGGGACGCCUGAAGAUGUACCAGGUUCUAAAGAUCGAUAUAUUUUUCCUGGUGUUAAGGUCAGAGUUAAAAGGUAUGUUGGCAAAACGUUAUGAUGUUACUUAAGUAUAACCUUCCCUUGGUGUAAUUUAUAGUGUUUACUUACAACAAUUGAAUAACCCUUCAUUAAUAGUAAGUAAGUAAUAUUAAUAGUAAGUUAAUACAUAAGAUUAAAUAAAUUUCAGUUGAAUUAUUGGUUCGAGGUUUUAUUUCACGUUUUAAAUUUUUAAAGUAGAUUAAGUGUUUAGGACUUUCCUCAUAAUUAUUUGAAGUUGAAUUCUAUAAGGUGAGUUUAGUGCAUUUAUUUAUGUAGGUACCUAACUAGAGAAGCAAUAAGCGGACCCAAGGCCACGAAGCAAUAUGAAGGAGGGUGUAACUGGGAUCACGUAAAAAUGAGAGAGCGAGAGAUGUCCCAAGAAAUGCAAAAUGAGGAAAUUAUUGUUUCCUAUGUCUAUCUAUCGUCUAUGUUAAGUAAUUAGAGAAAAUGAUGAAAAGAAACAGUUAUUUUUGCCAGCAACUUCGUAUA
This is a messenger RNA of Amyelois transitella, 1300 nucleotides long. RefSeq lists its product as uncharacterized. The transcript has 3 exons. Lineage: Eukaryota; Metazoa; Arthropoda; Insecta; Lepidoptera; Pyralidae. Bases 258 to 830 code for a protein of 190 amino acids. The record is from RefSeq and is a predicted model, not a curated record.